This is a messenger RNA of Paecilomyces variotii, 1569 nucleotides long. RefSeq names its product major facilitator superfamily domain-containing protein. NCBI's taxonomy places the organism in Eukaryota, Fungi, Ascomycota, Eurotiomycetes, Eurotiales, Thermoascaceae. The record is from RefSeq and is a predicted model, not a curated record. Gene Ontology annotation, biological process: transmembrane transport. The transcript has 4 exons. The coding region runs from base 1 to 1569 and encodes 522 amino acids. Gene Ontology annotation, molecular function: transmembrane transporter activity.
AUGGGGCCCAGGUCAGGGUCGUCACCACAGUUGACAGUGCAGGACGACGGAGAGAACUAUCCCUCAGGCCCAAAAUUCUGGCUGAUUGGUGCUGCGCUGUGUCUUGGUGGCUUCCUCGUCUCAUUUGAUAGCACCCUUCUCUCUACCGCAGUCCCCGUGAUCUCUGAUGAGUUUCACUCUCUUGGUGAUAUCGGAUGGUAUAGCAGCGUGUACUUCCUCGCCAUGUGUACCCCUCAGAUGGUUUUGGUGAAGCUGAACGGUCGAUAUCCAAUCCGAUGGAACUACGGUAUUGCCAUGGCGCUCUUCAUCGCUGGCUCUGCCCUCUGUGGUGCUGCUCCGAACUCCCCUGUGCUGAUCGCCGGGCGUGCUCUUGCUGGUCUAGGCUCCUCUGGUCUCCUGGCGUCGAGCGCUGCCAUGGUUCCUUUUCUGGCUCCUCCGUCAGAACGGCCGACCUUGUUUGGCUUGUUCGCAGGGGCAAUGGGACUUGGCGUUGGUAGCGGUCCCCUAAUCGGUGGCGCGUUGACUGAAAAAGUCACCUGGCGAUGGAACUUCUAUAUGAAUAUCCCCAUCGGCGCCGUCAUCUACGCCAUCUUCUAUCUCACCGUACACCCCCAAAAGCCUGACUACUCCACGCCAUGGCGAAGUUUCCUACGGACCCUCGAUCUCCUUGGUCUGGCCACCUUCGCGCCCGCUACUGCGUGUCUGCUCAUCGCCCUCCAGUGGGGAGGAACAACAUAUCCAUGGGCUGACGUCCGCGUAAUCGUUCUGCUCGUUUUGUCUGGCGUCCUGGCAGUCAUAUUUCUCGUAGUUGAGUUCUGGCUCGGAGACAGUGCCAUGCUCCCGCGCCGCAUCUUCUCCAAACGCAACGUUUGGUGUGCUGUCUGGUUCUGUUUCUGCGGUAAUGGAGCUGCUGUCGUGUUGACAUACUAUUUACCCAUCUGGUUUCAAGGGGUCCAAGGAGACACUCCAGUCCUAUCAGGGGUACAUACUCUCCCACUCGUAGUCACGACGGUGUUCACCACGAUCUUGGGUGGCAUUCUCAUCACUCUUUUCGGACACGUCGGACCCUUCAUGGUUGCCGGAUCCAUCUUCAUGGCCGUUGGAGCCGGCCUCUUAACCACUCUUGACAGCAACACCAGUGUCAGUAAAUGGAUCGGCUACCAGAUCAUCUAUGCGUUAGGAGCCGCUUUCGGCAGACAAUGUCCGAGUGUCUGCUUACAAAAUCUGCUCCCAGAGAAAGAUGCCCCCCUCGCCUACACUCUGGUCACUUUCAUCUCGUUCGUUGCUGGCGCAAUCUUCGUCUCCACAGCGCAAGCUCUCUUUUCCAACCGUCUCGUCUCAGGUCUAGAAGGACUCGGAAUGUCCAAAGCAGAAGCCACCGCAUCCUUAGCUAAAGGUGUCAUGUCCUUGACCCAGGGGCUGUCAGAUGACGCCAAGACGGCGGUUCUGCACGUCCUGAAUACGUCAAUCGUGAACGCAUGGCGCCUCCCAGUGGCCCUGUCGUGUAUGAGCAUCGUGGGGGCGCUGGUGUUGGAGCAUCAGAAAGUGAAGGGGAAGCCGAAUAUCUAG